This is a messenger RNA of Haliotis rufescens (red abalone), 4447 nucleotides long. RefSeq names its product zinc metalloproteinase-disintegrin-like kaouthiagin-like. The record is from RefSeq and is a predicted model, not a curated record. Gene Ontology annotation, molecular function: metalloendopeptidase activity. Lineage: Eukaryota; Metazoa; Mollusca; Gastropoda; Lepetellida; Haliotidae. The transcript is spliced from 18 exons. Gene Ontology annotation, biological process: proteolysis. Bases 1043 to 3403 code for a protein of 786 amino acids.
AGAGGUGGUUUGUGAUCCGGCGAACGACUAGGUGACCCAGCUGGGAAAUCAAGAAAAAAACACGUCUUGAGAUCACGUGACGUUCCGGACUGGGGUAAAAGCAUCUAAAUAUCGCCAAGCUACGGUCAUCUCCGACCUCCAUCCAACGUUGUGUGUGUACGACUGAUGUGAGACGAAGCCCUCUCAGCCGGCGGCAAGACCACGUGAGCCUGGAAAAUAUGAUUGAGUGAUAUAGACACGGAAACAGUGACAUCAUAAUUCGCGAAUAUCAUCCCACUUUGUGACAGUCUGUAUAAGUAAUAUAUGUGUGGUUGGUCGUGCAUGAAAAAGGAUGUUUCGGAAAAGUUGCUAAUUUACAACGGUCGAGUUGGAUUUAUGUGAUGAAAUAAUAUGUAGUGCACGAUUCAUCACACACACUCGUGUGGGUUCCAGCUUACAGACAGUGACUAUUUUGUUGACGUCCCGUGUGAUGUAUGGAAGCGAGGUUGUAUAUAUAUUCAGACCCACAAACACUGAAUAUUUCUCACAUACAUAAGAUGAAAUGGACGAACGGAUGUUUCUUUGGUGUAAAGGGAUAUCUUCACGUGUGUGAUUGUAAGAUCAAGUGCGAAUGGACUAGCAUAUCUGUGACUAAACUUCGCUACCAACUGACUCCUAAAACAGAAGGCAAAUGAAGAGGCUUAAUAAUAGCAGGACUAGAUUGUAGAAUACGAACGCAUUUGACGUCAAGGAAUGCGUUUUGAAGAUUAAUCACAUCUUAUGUUUACAGAUUGUUAAAAUGGGAAAUCGUGUGGACUCUUGUCUUUGAUGUUUUCGAGUUUUAAGCAGAGACUGUCGUAACGUUGGACGUGAGACUAUUAAACUAUUCACUCAAGAGAUAUAAACCUCUCAAAAGACGGAGUGUACCUAUAAAACUAUGAUUUGUGAAUAGCUAUGUUAUACGGAAAAACACGAAGUCAUUUCAAAGAUUGCCAGUGAAACGUGUUCAUCUGUUUCCUGAAAGAGAACCCCGUUCUACCUGUGUUGAUUGGAAAGCGGCGAGAUGAAAGUCUUUACCUGGAUUCUUCUGUUUAUGUACCAGGUGGGCCACGUUCACCUCGGCACAGAUGGACACGUGCAAGUCUACUUCAACAUCCGACAGCGGGGAUCACACUACACGAAUGAAGUUGGAUGUAUCUUUCCGAAAACGUUGCAAAUAGUUAUAAAAGAUGGAAAUAAUUCCAUCAACCUUCACCUUCAUAUAAACAAUGAAAUAGACACACACGUGCCGCUGUAUAUUUCGGAUUUGACGUCAGACGGGAAAUAUUACGUCAAAGUGUACCGCCCAUCACGUGCUUACAAUAGUUUCGCAGCGUACCAGGACAUCAGUUACGGGGCGGCCAUGUUGGUUCAAUGUGCCGGUUGGGACGGGCUGGCACCGUCAUUCGAUCUGGAAGGAACAUUGUACCUUGACGGUAAAAAAUACAUGUUAAAGAAAGUCCACGUUGGCUUCCGGGGAAGGAGGGACGCCACAUAUACCAAUGACGACAAACAUCACACGUACAGCUUAACGCUGGCACCAGAGGAGGUUAUAGAUCAAAUAAAAGAUAUACACCGCACGCGACGCGAGACGUCAACAUCAGAUGCACGUGCGCCGCCCCGCAAUGCACGGACUUCACGUGCAGCAAUAUCCGACUACUACGUGGAUUGUGUGGUGGUUGUUGAUUUCGCUAUAUAUCGGGGGUGGGUCACACAAAGUAACAACAUUCCUGACAAUGCACUGGCAAACAUACGCCGGUACUUCGCGCAUGUCAUUAACGGGGUUAACCUCCGCUACAAGACAAUGGAGGACGUGGAUUUCAGGAUCAACGUCAGGCUUAUAGGCUACGUCAUCGCCCAGACAGGAGUAGCCUCGCCGUGGACGGAGAAGACGAAGACGUUCAGGAACGGUCGUGAACAUGUAAAUGCUGACGACGUUCUCGAGUCACUGAAGACGUGGGUCACCACCGUCCCCAACAUGCCCCGCCACGACCACGUCAUUCUGUUUACUGGGUAUGACCUGUUCGGAGAGGACAGCGGCUUCAGCUCGAACUAUACCACAGGUUUGGCAUUUAUUGGAACCAUGUGUCAAGGUGAAGGUCGAAGUGUUUCUGUCGUCGAGGACCAUGGGGGGUUCCAAAGUGUUGGCACCGCGGCUCACGAGCUAGGGCAUAGUCUCGGUGCCGAACACGACGGACUCAACAACACCUGCACACCGGCGGAUAGAUACAUCAUGGCCGGGGCGUCUUACAACGAAACGUCCGCCAAUAAAUAUAAUCCGUGGAGGUUUUCCCCGUGCAGCAUCAACUACUUCAAAGUGUACAUCGACGGCGUCAUUAACAACGUUAAGGAGUCGACGUGUUUCCGGUCUAAGCUGACCCCUGUCGGUGUGCCCAACAUCACGGGGGAGAUGGCGGGGCAGCUGCUGGGGCCUGACGAGCAGUGCAGACACAUAUACGGACCUACCUCAUACCUCUGCAGGGGUGAAAAUUUCGGCGACGCAACUGACAUAUGCCGCGCUAUGUUCUGCCGGAACCCCAAGACGGCCAACAAGUGCGUGCUUCACUCUGCCGCCAGGGGAACGUCGUGCGGGAACAAGAGGUGGUGUGUGGAGGGACGGUGUGUGGGUCAUGUCAAGGCUCCUCACAGACCAGCUGGAUGUCCGUUCGGUGACCAGACUGGCGUGGUGUCCGGAGGCAAGACAUGUAAACAGAUUGUCGCAGAGGCUUCUGGGUAUUGUUACGUGAAGGACUUCCGGACACGUUGUUGUUCCUCCUGUGCCGGCAUCAACUCCAAAGUGUCUGGGUGCGAGUACGGAGACAGAGUGUUGGACUGUCAGCCAGAUUACUGCGGCCGCAAGUUCAAAGAUGGGACUUUGUACAAUACCGACUGCUGCGGGACGUGCAACUACGCCCCGCCCACAACAACGCCACACCCGAGCCUCACUUCCACACCGGAAGUCCGAUGUAGGGACCAACCAGAGAUCGAGAGUAUCACGUGCCCAGAUUAUGUUGCGUCAGCGGGGAAAUACAAAUGUUACCGAACCGAUGUCUACAACGCAUGUUGCCGCACGUGCGAGAAUGUCAAAACGGUGUCCGCACCAAGUUGCCCGUGGGGAGACAGGGACCCGGGUCAGUGCCAACAGCUGGCUGCCAACAUUAUCAGUAUGUGCCCCAGGGACAUGUCCAGUUCCUGCUGUGAGACAUGUGACGUCAUCUUCAAACGGACCAAUCCGACAUCGUCUUUCACGGAAACUUCCACGUCAGCACCACGUGGUCCUACGGGAGGAAGUUCUGAAUUGUGCUCACUUUCUAUUCUUUGUGCGUUACCAAACCUACUUCUGUUUGUGUUGAUAGCCUUCAGUAGAUUUGUACGCCAUUUAUGAUAAUUGGUCAUAAUUUACGUAAACCCAUUUUGAGACCUAUCAGCAUUUCUAUUUUUUGAAGAUGCUCUCUCAUUGACAUAUUGUCACCUUCUUAAAAUUUCCACAAUAUAAUUCCCCCAUGCCCAAGCUGUGUACAGUGAGACCCCGUUAAUCCGAACGGUUUUUUCAAUUGAAAUUUAAAUCGCCAGCAUUAGCAAUGUAUCGGAUAAACGAAGGUGUGUGUGUGUGUGUGUGUGUGUGUUCGUGUGUGCGUGUGUGUGUGCUGCCCUAUUGCCACAAAACGUUCAAAUUAUUAGCAAUCGUAUGAAGUGGCCUAUUUUUAUAUUUUCGGUCUGAAUUUAAAUAUGUAAUUUAGGCAACACACAUUGUUUUCAAGUUGAAGUGAAAUGGGGUUUACCGUCGGGUUCAAGAUUAUCGCACUAAUAUACCGACGUGCACGUAUGUAUAAUGCUGUUUGUACGAGUCUACACUUAUGUAGGUUUUAUAGUGCCAGUCCACUGAGAUAUAUCAUGCUGCGGUUUAACAUGGAUGCCCAACUCAGACGGAGUGUACUGAUUCCGAACCAACCAGUUCUUGUUUUAUCCCCUUAAUGCCGAGCGCCAGGCAGGGUAACAACAGGUACAAUCUUUUCGCGUCAUUUGGUAUGACGCAGCCAGGAGUUCGAACCACCGACCUUCCGCUCUCCGGGCAAAGACUGUAUCCACUAGUGCCCGUUAUUACAUUGGGUGAGCGUCUAUGAGGCACAUUGAUCUACAGGUAUCUUUAUCGAUUCCGAUGUAUAAAGUGAGCUACAACACCUUAAUUACAUUGGUACACCCGACAUGGUUAGUCAUUUCAUGGGAUGAAUGAUGUUUAUUCUCGUAACUCACGGCAGUGAUACAGAGAUGUAAUUGGAUACAGGAAUUAGAUACAAUAGGAGAAAACAUGUCAGUGGAACAUUUCCAUACAUGAUCUUAUAUAACUCGCCAGUUUGAAUAGAAUUGGCUUAUAAGUAAUGGACAUCAAAUGAGAGAAUUUUAUGGCAGAGGGAUACAUACAGUAGUA